GAGCGCCCCGGUAGAAGCGUGCGUUUGGGUAUCUGAUAAAGGAAGCUGACUCUAAGCGUUGAUUUCUGUAUGGUGCGAUGGACCAGGCAAGGUCAACAAUAUCCAAAAUAUUCAAUGGAGAGCCGCGGUCUUACACGCGUUUCAGCCUCACGCAGAACAUGGAAGGAGAGAACAGCCAGGUGGAGAUGAAGCUCUCGUCAGACAUGGAUGAAGAGGUAGGGGGCAAUGGAGUUGGGGAGCACCUUAAUCAUACACGGCCAUCCAACGCCAGUACACUGAGCCAGCGCAACCCCAGAAAAAUCUGUUUCAUUUUCAUUACUGCUCUGCUGGUUUUCACUAUUGGUUACCUGAUUGGUUACGCGUCGCACCAGAAAACAGAUGUGUCUCCAAGCUGUACUGACGCUGAAUCCAAACUGAUAGUGGAUUAUGACAGUGAUGGCGUAUCCGAGAUGAUCGAACCUGUGGCACCACUGACCUGGGAGGAUCUUACAUCCCUUCUGAGUAACAAGCUUAGUGCCACAAACAUUGAGGACACCCUCAGUGAAUUCUCCAGCAGCAGUCAUAAAGCAGGUUCUUCUGGAGAUGAAGAUCUGGCUUACAGAGUGAUGAAGAGGUUUGAGGCUAAUGACAUGGAACCCUGGACUGAUCAGCACUUUGUCAAGGUUCAGGAACCCCCUCUCUCUGGCAACAGCGUGACCUUCCGUGGACGCAGUGUUGGACGUACUCUAGGCUAUCUGGCCUACAGUGCACCAGGAACUGUCGAGGGCACAGCUUUGUAUGCUCAUUAUGGACUGAAAGAUGACCUAACACAGCUGCAGCAGCAUUUCAAUAUUGAUUUCGCUGGAAAGGUUCUCUUGGUCAGAGCGGGAAGAAUAAGUUUUGCUGAGAAGGUUGCUAAUGCUGCUAGUGUAAACGCUAGUGCUGUGUUGAUCUAUCUGGACCCUGCUGACUACAAAGUUUCGCCUGAUGCUGAUCUGUAUGGCCACGUCCAUCUUGGCUCUGGUGACCCAUACACCCCCAGUUUCCCUUCAUUCAACCACACUCAGUUUCCUCCCAUUCAGUCUUCAGGCCUGCCAACCAUUCCUGCACAGACCAUCACAGCCAGCAUGGCUGCUUCGAUAAUGAGGGACAUGAAAGGAGAGCUCCCCCCUAGAGGCUGGGCAGAUGGAGAAUUAAACGGGGUUGAAUACAGGAUUGGCAAUAAUGAUGAUGAGAUCACUGUGGAGGUUAAAAAUGUCUUAGUUGAGAGUAAGAUCCACAAUGUGUUCGGCGUCAUCAAAGGCUUUACUGACUCAGACCGUUACUUGGUGAUUGGUGCACAGAGAGAUGCCUGGGGUCCUGGUUUUGCAAAGUCUACUGUGGGCACUACCUUGUUGGUUGAACUAGCCAGCGCCAUCACAAAAAUGAUCAAAGAUGAUGGAUUCAAGCCCAGAAGGAGUAUAAUAUUCGCCAGCUGGAGUGCAGGAGAAUAUGGGAGUGUUGGUGCCACUGAGUGGUUGGAGGGAUACUUGUCCUCUCUGAGUGUGAAAGCUUUCUCCUACAUAAGCCUGGAUGGAGUUGUAAGGGGCUCUUCCUCUUUCAGAGCAACCGCAAGCCCACUGAUGUAUAACCUCAUUGAGAACACCCUGAAAGAGGUGUCCUCACUAGGUUCCCAGGACACAACUCUGUUUGCAGAAAUACAGUCAUCGGAAUGGACAAAAGCUGUUAUGAGACCUAUGAUGAUAUCUGAUCCUGCCUACCCAUUCCUGACCCUCUCUGGUAUCCCUUCAAUCUCCUUCUGGUUUGGCGAGGGUGAAAAGGAGUACCCAUACUUUGGGACGCAGUAUGAUACCAAAGAAAAGCUUGGCGAGAUCAUGUCUUACAAUAUUGGCAAGGUGUCUAAGACAGCGGCACAGAUAGCUGGACAGAUGGCUCUGCGGUUGGUGCAUGAUCAUGUGCUGAGGCUGAAUGUUGAAAUGUACACCACUGUCAUUCGCAAACACGUGUUCCAACUCACCAGAAAAAUCAACAGUCUCAAGACAUCUGGCCGUCUGCCUAAGACUCUGACGGGAGACUGGCUGAUAUCAGCCCUGGGCUCCUACAGCCGUGCCUCACGUAACCUCCUUAACACCAUCCAAGGCAGUGACCUGGAGGAUGCUGAGCAGUGUCGUGUCAUCAACGAUCGCAUCAUGAGGGUGGAGAGGGAUUUGCUCUCGCCUUACGUAUCUCCCCGGGACAGUCCAUUCCGUCACAUACUGGUGGGCUCUGGCCCUCACACGCUGUCGGCUCUGCAGGACCACCUAGAAGCAAUAAAACAAGACUCAAUAACGGCUGACGUCAACCGGUUCCAAGUUGACUUGGCUCUGGCCACUUGGACCAUUCAGGGCUGUGCCAAUGCAAUCGCAGGACCUGUGUGGGCAUUGAAUAAUGACAUUUAGAAUAACUGGUAAAAACAGACCUGUUGGUCAAGAGUUUAGUUAGACUCUUCACAACUGAUUCACAAUUUGAAUGUCAUCAGGUUUAUGUCCCCCAUAAUAUGGAUUGCGCUCCCUGAGACUAGACUGUAAGUAACUGUUCUGUUCUCUUUGAGACCUCUAAUACCUUUUCCAAAUUAAGUACCUUAAGACAGACUUUGAUUUGACCAACAUUUAAUGCUUAUUAUCACUGAUUACAAAUGGGGCCUUCACAUCUUUACACAGGAAGUUGGUAACUCCUACCCCCGCACCCCACCACCCUCCCAGCCAAAAAAAAGGGGGUUCCGUUACUGGGGAGCACUUUGAAAUACUGGUGGUUUUUAUGAUAUACAAUGUAGAAACAGCCAAUAUCAAGUAGCAGUAUUUUACAAGAUUAUGAAUGUAGUUGUUAAGUCGCUAUUAAGAGAUUUAGCACAAUUAGUGGACAGUGUGCAGUUUGUAAGCAUGUGCACUGAUUAAGAAAUUUGAAGCAGUUGAGGAGGUCACCAUAUGUUAUACAACUAACCUAAUCACAAAUUUGGGAUUUUGUUAUGGCUCUUUUUGCUAUUUUCUAGGAUAUCCAUUCUCAUCUUAGGAACAUAAAGAAUUGUGCUAAAUCAGACUCAAGUGAGAGGCUGAUGAAUAGAUCUAACACAGACACAGAUACACACACACACACACACACAC
Molecule: messenger RNA, 3119 nt
Organism: Chanos chanos (milkfish)
Lineage: Eukaryota; Metazoa; Chordata; Actinopteri; Gonorynchiformes; Chanidae
Gene: tfr1a
Product: transferrin receptor 1a
Exons: 18
Coding region: 78-2417 (779 amino acids)
Biological process (GO): iron ion transport; intracellular iron ion homeostasis
Cellular component (GO): external side of plasma membrane
Source: RefSeq, a predicted model, not a curated record